CCUCUUGCUCUUAUUGAGUGGAUAGUGAAGUAAGCGACCGUAGCAUUGGUCGCACGUUGCCGGACUUUCUUGGGUAUCAAUUUGUUGUUUUGCAGUCCAGGUCUAGAUCGAGGACGGACGUAUCUAAUUCAAGUAGCGUGACUGCAAGAAGUUAAGCGUUAAUAAUGAGUUCUUCUCUUUGAAAGUCUCCGCCGUGGGUAGUAAUCCUUCAUAGAUGAGUGAGAUACGAAACUUUACACUCGGUGUUCCGAAGUACAUUGAAAUUGCUACCAUACAGAACAACCCCAAGUUGAGUUGUCAUUGUAAAAUCAAGAGUAAGAAAGGGCAGCAAACAGAUCAUCGAGACGCGUCGCGAUUGAGAAUUGGCAAACUGUCUAAAUUUUAGGUCAGAUUCAGAGUCUCACACCUGUGGUUACUUAAAAGCUCUUUGAUUAGGCGUGCCAUACAGAGGAAAAGGUGGCAAAAAUUAAAUGGAACAUCCAACUUAUGAGAGGCUGUACAUGAUAUGACGGAGGCAAGAGAAUAUCAACAGUUAUUAUUCUCUUGACAGAAGUAAUUGCUGCCUGACCAGUUGCAUUUGUUUAUCGCCCCUCCCACUGAGACCAGCUGGUCUGAUACGCUUGGAAGCUUCUACAGGUACUACAUUCUCUGCUGACGCGUCUUCAAGUUCAGCAUGUUCGGUAUAAUCACCGGAGGAACCCGAGGUCUGGGCUUUGAUGCUGCUAAGGAACUGGCAAGCAAUGGCUACAGCCAUUUGAUUCUUACGUACAACGCCAACACAGAACGCGCCGAACAGGCCAAGAAGACCCUGGAAGAUAAACAUGGAGUCCAAGUUUUUGUCGUGAAAGGAGACCUUGUUAAACCUGAAGCUGUUGAUGCAAUCUUUGAUUGCGUGGAGAAGAAUUUCGGAAACAAGCUUAAUGCAUUGGUACACAACGCCGGAGCUGCCAUUGGUGUGUCAUCAGUAGCGGAAACCGAAGCAGCCAAGAAAGCGGCCGCGAGUUACAAAGAAACUAUCGCCUCUGGCAAAUUUGACGAUUUCGCCACUUACGACUAUUUCCAAGAGAUUUAUCCAAAAUGCUUCAUACGAAUGGUCGAAAGAGCGAUAAAAAUCAUGGAAGAUGGUAAAGGUUACAUCUUGGCGGUAUCUACCUAUGGCUCCAACUGCAUGCAGACAGUAAAACCAGGCUACGCCAUAACAACUCAAGCCAAAGGAGGCUUAGAACUACUGGUGCGGUAUUACGCCCAAGCCCUGGCCCCCCGCGGAAUAACUGUGAAUGCCAUCAUUCCUGGCUAUAUCUUAUCUGACGCCUGGCAUCACAUGACUGCAAGCAAGGGUGGAAUUGAAAGCGAGGCUGUUCAGGGCAUGAUUCAAGGAUCUCCCAUGAAGCGGUUCGGGGAAGGUCGCGAGUUCGGUCACGUGACUGCUUUUUUGUGUUCACCCAAAGCCUCGUUCAUCACAGGGGUGUCAUUACCAGUAGAUGGAGGGCUCCAUCUUCAGUAACAGGGCUUGGACUUUAAAUAGACAUCACCUGACUUGUUGUCCGUUUCAGGAGAAUGGUAUUAGAUUAAAAAUGAUUUGGACAUGAAGUAAAUAAGAAACUCAACGAGUUUUGCGCUCAGGACCAAUACAAUUAUCAGCUGAAUAAAAAAAAUAGCAUUUCUUUCAAAAAAGUUAAAAAGCAAAGAAGCAAAUUUAUUUCGAAAAAAACAAGAAGGGUGAUAAAUUUGAGCUUAAUUGUCACAUAGCGGGAAAUGUUAAGAUUUGUCCAUGACAAAUGAGGGACAAAAACUAAUCUGUGUUUUCCACGAGCAUCCCCUGUAGAAAAAGAUAGAGAAAUACGAUAAUUGUUUUUUAUUUCACCGUUAUUUCUCGCUUGAUCGGUAUUUCGACAAAUAUUAAUAUAUUUCACCAUUAUUUGUUUUUCGAAACUUUAUCUCUGCUUUUCAUUUGCCAAUAAAGUUUCUUGUGCUUGUUGAA
Pocillopora damicornis (cauliflower coral) is the source of this 1981-nucleotide messenger RNA. RefSeq lists its product as uncharacterized. Lineage: Eukaryota; Metazoa; Cnidaria; Anthozoa; Scleractinia; Pocilloporidae. The record is from RefSeq and is a predicted model, not a curated record. Gene Ontology annotation, molecular function: oxidoreductase activity, acting on NAD(P)H, oxygen as acceptor. Gene Ontology annotation, cellular component: intracellular anatomical structure.